Perognathus longimembris pacificus (Pacific pocket mouse) is the source of this 1821-nucleotide messenger RNA. RefSeq names its product probable G-protein coupled receptor 83. Gene Ontology annotation, cellular component: membrane. Bases 1 to 1821 code for a protein of 606 amino acids. Lineage: Eukaryota; Metazoa; Chordata; Mammalia; Rodentia; Heteromyidae. The transcript is spliced from 5 exons. Gene Ontology annotation, biological process: neuropeptide signaling pathway. The record is from RefSeq and is a predicted model, not a curated record. Gene Ontology annotation, molecular function: neuropeptide receptor activity.
AUGUUCCCUCCCGAUUCUCCAACUGCCCUUUGCCUCAUUCUCCGUGUAACCCACAGAAUUAUGCAGGCCUUUCCUGGUGAUCACUCUUUCCCUCAACAGCUACCCAGGUUGCUGGACCGAAAAGAUACCGGAGUCAGCAGAGGAGGAGCAGUGCCAGGGACGCCAGCCCAGGUCCUCUGGUGGGAACGCGCCGCCAGUGCUGUCCAGGCGGAGGGGAAUUUGGGAGCCAGCGGAGUUCCCAGCCCCGUGCUCAGCUGCCCAGCUCAGCUCCCAGGGCCGGUUCCAGCCCUUCUUGCUGGUUCCGGGAGCUUCUUCCCCUUCCCUACCCCUAGGCACCUGGGGGAACGCUCUCUCUCUUUCAGAGCUCCGUCGAAGGCGUCUCUGCCUUGCUCCUGUCAAAGGACCUCAGGGUUCACAAAAAGCUUCAAGCUGGACGCCCUGACCACAGAAUCGCCCCUAGGGGCAUUCCCGAAUCCUGGCACCAUGAGCUAUGGGGACGAGCUGACCCCCGAAGCUCUGAGUGUGCCCAGUGGCUUUGAUGACCUGAUCACCUCCACCACCUCCCAGGUGCUGCAGGCCAUGUCAAAUGUCGCUUCUGCCAUGGGCCGAGCUGGCCGCAAUGGCGUGCUAUCCAUGAUAGAAAAGCUGCCAGGCCAAGCUCCCAACUCGGGUGAUCUGGCUGACAAGUCGAGUCCCAUCAGUUCGGAAGUAGUGUCCCAGGACGAGAGCGUGCAAUUCUGGCUAGUGAUAGGGUACACUAUAGUGGUCUUUGCUGCCAUCAUAGGCAACUGGGUCUUAAACCAUGUAAUUAUGAAGUACAAGAGGGUGCACACGGCAACUGGCCUCUUCGUCGUCAACAUUUCCGUGACCAACAUGAUGCUGGCUCUUCUUAGUUCUCCCUUCACUAUGGUGCGCUAUCUGUGUAAUUCCUUAGUGUUUGGGAAGAUGACAUGCCACCUCAGUCGCUUUGCUCAGUACUCUUGUGCCUAUGUUACUGUGAUGACCAUGGCUGCUAUUUCUCUGGAUCGACAUCGGGUGAUGCUUUACCCCCUGAAGUCCCGGAUUACUCCCAUGCAAGGCAACGUUUGCAUCAUCCUCAUCUGGAUUGUGAGCACCUGUGCUGCUUUGCCACAUGCUGUUUACCAGAAGCUUUACCAAGUCGAGAUUGGAAACAUAACUGAGGAAACUGCCUGCCUCCCCAGUUUCCCAUACACGUCAGAAUCCACAUGGAAGUACCUUGACCUGGGCACCUUUCUGAUCUUUUUCAUUUUGCCAUUGAUGGUGCUGGUGGUUGUGUAUGGUCAUGUGGCAAAGAAGCUGUGGAUCCAUAAUGCUGUUGAUGACAUCAAUAUUCACACCUACAUCUGCCAGCGAGGAAAGAAGAAGCAGACCCUGAAGAUGCUGAUGACAGUGGUGCUUGUCUACACGAUCAGUUGGCUCCCCCUCAACCUGUACUUAGUGCUGCUUUCUAGUGAAUCAAUCUCAAGCAACAAUGGUCUCUACUUUUUCCUCCACUGGCUAGCAAUUAGCAGCUCCUGCUACAACCCCUACAUCUACUGCUGGCUCAGUGACAGCUUCCGGAUUGAAGUUCAGAAGGUCAUCAUGGAAAUCCAGAAGAUGAUCCUAGAUGGAAUUAGCCGCCUGAGGGGAGAGCACCGCCGACUGAGCUCUGUCUCACCCACCCAACGUCCUGCCUGGGUGGAUCCCAAUCCAGGAGUGCCCAAAUUCCCACGAUUCAAAGAUUUUGAUGAGCUACCCAGCCCCCCUCCUUCCCCACGGGUGGAAAUCUCUUUCCUCUACCCAUCAGUGCCUAGAGUUUAA